AUGGCAGCUUGCACAUUUGUACUGACUCAAAUUCUGUUCAUCUCCUGGUUUUUGAUGGCACAUUGCUCCCAACCCAACUGUACAUCUGUGCAAGACUUUUAUGAUUGUCGAGGAAACACAACAGGUUUCUGCCCAGAGUCUAUUGUUUGUGCAUGCAAGGAUGGCAAGCCCUUCUGCAAAUGUCCAAAUUUCAGAGGCCAAUGGGGAGACUACUGGUACAUGGGAGAGAAAUGUGAUCAACUAUGGAACACUCUGGACCUGGUUUUAGUAGCAACAUUGCCUGGAAUAGCUCUGGCUAUAAUUGUUGGUGUGGUAAUCCAGAUUGUCCAUUACUGUAAAAGGAAGUCAAAGAAGAAUGGAAAUCAUCACGGAGUGCAGAGGAGUAUGUCAGAACUUCGACCUCAGCAUAAUUCUGCAUAUGGUUUCGGUACUGAUAGGAAUCUUCCUCAACCUAAUCAAGGAGAGGUAAAUACUAAAACUCAUUUGUCAAAUAAAAAUCCAUGGAGCUUAUUCAACCCGGAAGCCUUUUCUGCAACUUCUUUUUCUCCAUCAUCACAAUUAUCCAGAACAAAUUCCAACUUUAUUGCACAAGAAGACAGUCUUUACAACUCUCCAUAUCCUAACUGGAAUGUCUCUCCAGAACGAAGUAAUCCUGCAGCAAACUCUGGAAACAAUCAUUUGUCAACCAUGUACACGAAGCCAAACUUUGACUUUUCCAUAUCCGGGGUUCCUAGAGCAGCAUAUCCUCCAAAAGAAAAGAAAUAUUCAGUUUAUGAAGGAUCAGAAAUUCCUUACAAAAUUGGUCGUGCAAACAUGAUAUCCAACUACUAA
This is a messenger RNA of Apodemus sylvaticus (European woodmouse), 831 nucleotides long. RefSeq lists its product as uncharacterized. The record is from RefSeq and is a predicted model, not a curated record. Bases 1 to 831 code for a protein of 276 amino acids. The transcript has 7 exons. NCBI's taxonomy places the organism in Eukaryota, Metazoa, Chordata, Mammalia, Rodentia, Muridae.